AUGACGGUGGGAGCCAGGCUCCGAAGCAAGGCGGCGAGAGGCCUCCCGCGCCGCGGGCCCCGGGGGCGAGCGCGGACGGAGGGGGACGAGGAGGCGGCCGCUCUCCUGGAGCAGCCGGAGCGCGGGGACGAGGCGGCGAGCUGCGCGAACGCGGGGCGCCCGGGCGCCCGGGGCGCGCGCAAGGUGCACCUGGCCGUCCUCCCCGAGCGCUACGAGCCGCUGGAGGAGCCGGCGCCGGGAGAGAAGCCCAAGAGGAGGUACCAGCAGAAGCUGAAGAAGUACGGCAAGAAUGUUGGGAAGGUCAUCACCAAAGGGUGCCGCUAUGUUGUCAUCGGCCUGCAGGGCUUCGCCGCGGCCUACUCCGCCCCAUUCGGGGUAGCCACCAGCGUGGUCUCGUUCGUCCGCUAG
Puma concolor (puma) is the source of this 408-nucleotide messenger RNA. It is a transcript of the gene CE4H1orf115, whose product is annotated as chromosome E4 C1orf115 homolog. The record is from RefSeq and is a predicted model, not a curated record. Lineage: Eukaryota; Metazoa; Chordata; Mammalia; Carnivora; Felidae.